GUUCGCCAACCGUCCGCCCUAAAAAACAUUUAGGGAUUAUUUAUUUUUAGCUCUGGCGUGUGUCCGCUGUAUCGGGGCCUGGCUGAUACAUCCAGAUGGUUUUGCUAAGGUGCAUGUUUACGGAUUCCUGGAGAUUGGAGAGAGCAACACCCAGCAUGUGUGGCGGCAGCAAAUCGUUCAUGAUAAAUCAACGGCAGAAGACUAUUUCCAAAUUUUGAUUCACAAAGGCUUCACGGUUUUGUCAAUCGCUAGUGUGUCUACACAUCAAGGCCCUAUUGGUUUGAAGGUCACCAGGAGGACGCAGCUCAUCUCCAGUGUGUUGUGGCUGUGACUUUCUGCUAACACUCACUGGGCUCCACUGUGCUCCAUGACGCCUCAUACGAGGUCAGACAGAGGACAGCAACCCCACUUCCCAUUCCCCUUUCGUAAAACCUCAACCCCCAUUGCUACAGCAGACCAGCUCAACGUUCCCAGAAUGCACCUCUCCAGCCGGCUGACCCCGGGGGUCGGCAGCUGUCAAUCAUGGCCUCAGCUGGCUCUGCAGCUUCUGGACAUAGACUGGAGGAUGUGAGGGAGGCCUCUGAGAGGAACCCUGGCUCUGCAUAUGGGAUCAUCUCUGUGCAUUCAUGGCGGGGUCAUGCCCAGGACAGGCUCGGAGGACAAGGGUUUAGGACCACAGGGAGCAGAGAGGGGAGCUGAUCGCUUUGUGGACAAGCUCAAGAUGGAAUCAAAUGGGGCUUAUGAGGCCUCUCAGCCCAAAUGGACCCCAUGUUUACACACUUGUCCAUCAGCUGAGCAGCGUGCAGCCUCAGGUAUCCAGAGAGAUGGUGAGAUGUCCCCAAAAGCAACCGUGCCGUGUCUGAACCCGACCAGCAGGAGGACGCCGCCAGAAAACUCCCCGGGACUGGAGCACGGCGGCACCGGCUCCUUUCUCUCCUGCGAUGAGCUGCACAAACCCUCGCACCUUCCUCCUCUUCCUCACCGCCUCAGCCUGCGCGGGGAUGUAUACGCCGCCUCCAUGGGGAGGUUUGGUGAUGCUGCGGCGGACUUUACGCACGGCGCUGCCCCGGCAAACCCAUCCGCCUCACCGUCCAAACACAGCAAGUUCUUGGACAGUAUAAACCAGGAUCAAAAGGGGACAGCGAUUAGCGGGAAACCGGCGUUUUACGAGAACAACUCAGAGGUCAGAGAGAAAGGAGCUCCAAAAACCAUGGGCUAUCCUGGGAUUGGCACAGACUGUUGUGGAAAGCUGAAAGAGCCAAGCGGCGGUUUACAGGGAGACUCUAUCGCUGACUCCAUCGACUUAUCGGGCAAGAACAAGAAGCGCCGCAACCGCACCACCUUCAGCACCUUUCAGCUGGAGGAGCUGGAGAAAGUCUUUCAGAAGACACACUACCCUGACGUGUAUGCCCGUGAGCAGCUGGCCCUGAGGACCGAGCUCACUGAAGCUCGGGUCCAGGUUUGGUUCCAGAAUCGUAGAGCCAAGUGGAGGAAACGGGAACGAUACGGGAAGAUUCAGGAGGUCCGCAACCACUUUGCUGCUACGUAUGAUAUCUCUCUUCUCCCUCGCCAUGAUACAUACCAGAUGCAGGGCAACCUGUGGCCAGGGGCGGUUUCAGGGGGAGGAGGCGGUGGUUCAGGUGCUGGUUGUGUCCUAGGAGACUCCAUCCCCUCGUCCUGCAUGAGUCCAUACCCUCACCCCCACAGCAACCUGCAGGGCUUCAUGGGCAUGCCUACGUCCCCCAGCCACCCACACCACCACCACCCGCCUCACCAUCCGGGCAUCAACGGUCUCUACUCGCUCCACAGCUUCCCAGGAGGCCUCGGUUCCCCCUCCAUCGAGGGGCCUGAGACCGAAUACAAGCCAACGGGCCUGGUCGCGCUGCGGAUGAAAGCCAAAGAGCCAGGCAGCAUCCUCUCCUGGCCUACAUGACCACAACAGUGCCAGCUCCCCCAUUAUGCACUGACUGAGCCAAAGCAUAUUACAUUCCUGACCCAUACACAAUCCCAGAUGUAGGCUACAAACCCACCUCAGCAUAUGACUCAAAUAUUUCCUCUUAACAUUUAUCUAAGCCAACUUGGAGAUUUUUCAAAAUUCAGAAGAUCUUGGAAUAGGAAAUUCAUGAACAUUGAGGGCAAUUUGAGCCUCUUGCACGAAAACCCAGUGUAUUCAUGGGAACUUUCCAUGUUUUAGUUUGAUAUCGCAUUGCUGAGACCAAAGAGGAAAAAUUAUUUAAGCAUGUAAAAAAUGUAAUUAUCGUAUUAAUCAUUGUUUUAUGUCUGUUGUGCUUUUUAGUGUGACCAGUAAUAAAGGCCUCCAUCUAUA
This is a messenger RNA of Thunnus maccoyii (southern bluefin tuna), 2326 nucleotides long. RefSeq names its product ALX homeobox 3 (gene alx3). The transcript is spliced from 9 exons. Gene Ontology annotation, biological process: regulation of transcription by RNA polymerase II. Lineage: Eukaryota; Metazoa; Chordata; Actinopteri; Scombriformes; Scombridae. Gene Ontology annotation, molecular function: DNA-binding transcription factor activity, RNA polymerase II-specific; RNA polymerase II transcription regulatory region sequence-specific DNA binding. The coding region runs from base 605 to 1933 and encodes 442 amino acids. The record is from RefSeq and is a predicted model, not a curated record.